Dentiscutata erythropus is the source of this 172-nucleotide messenger RNA. The record is from the annotation of a GenBank genome assembly. Lineage: Eukaryota; Fungi; Glomeromycota; Glomeromycetes; Diversisporales; Gigasporaceae.
AUGACAGAACAUGUUACUAAAUGCUUUCAAGAAGAAUUUGAAAAAAUAGUUAGUAAUGAAAAUAAUAAUGAAUUAUGUUUACAAUAUGAAUUUGUAACUCAAUAUACAAAUGAAAAUGAAUAUAAAAUUUUAAAUGAAUUUACAAUUGAUAAAAAUAUCAAAAAGUUAAUCU